Molecule: messenger RNA, 624 nt
Organism: Clavispora lusitaniae ATCC 42720
Lineage: Eukaryota; Fungi; Ascomycota; Pichiomycetes; Serinales; Metschnikowiaceae
Source: RefSeq, a predicted model, not a curated record
AUGGCGCUACUGGUUGGUGCGCCUUCCGAGACUCCCUGCUUAUCUCUUUGCUCAAGAAGACUCGCCGGACGAAAGCAGCGGCAUGUCUCCGGAGCAGAACAAACGCUUGUCGACCAGUCUUCAGCUCUAUGUGGAUGGCCUCGAGGUUUUCGUCUACAACAGAACCCAGGCCUACACAAACAUUGUCGAGGCGUUGGCGCGUACAGACGCCAAGGACGAGUUCUCGUCGCUGUCUUCUGCCACCUUGGCGGACACAGAGGCGCACCUGUCGCUCGAUUUCUGGUUGAGCGUGCUCCCCGUGCAAAUGCAAAUCAAAAAGGGUGCAGUCAUCUUGGGCAAUGCCACAACUCCGUCGAUUAUGUGUGCGUCGUUCCAUUCGGCCACGGCGCUUCUAGACGUGUGUCAACCUCCAUGUCCCCAAGACCUUUUCCGCACAUCUGUCGACGUGACAAUGGAAAAAUUCCAGGUGGUGUUGAAACCCAACGUGACUUACGACCCAACGCGGUACUCGCUGGCCGAACCGCAGGCGCCCGUGACCAAGGCAGAACGCAAACACCGUGUCCGCCGGUUUCUCGCCCGCCUCAUUCCACAUCGCUCUCACAAGAAAGACACCAAUUCGUUUGA